Messenger RNA from Oncorhynchus keta (chum salmon), 490 nucleotides. RefSeq names its product fumarate hydratase, mitochondrial-like. Lineage: Eukaryota; Metazoa; Chordata; Actinopteri; Salmoniformes; Salmonidae. The coding region runs from base 53 to 475 and encodes 140 amino acids. The record is from RefSeq and is a predicted model, not a curated record. Gene Ontology annotation, cellular component: mitochondrion; tricarboxylic acid cycle heteromeric enzyme complex. The transcript is spliced from 3 exons. Gene Ontology annotation, molecular function: fumarate hydratase activity. Gene Ontology annotation, biological process: malate metabolic process; tricarboxylic acid cycle; fumarate metabolic process.
UCAUUUUUUAGUUCCGCCCUGGUCUGAAGGGACAGCUGGGUUAAAUAACGCAAUGUAUCUCCCUUUGAGAAACGUCCUGCGAUUUAACUGCAACGUCCAGGCGUUGCAGAGGAGCCUUUCCAACACAAAGCACAGUCCUGCAGUCAUCUCCUCCAGAAUGUCUUCAGAGUACAGAAUUGAGGCAGACACCUUCGGAGAGCUGAAGGUGCCCGUUGACAAGUAUUAUGGGGCUCAGACAGUCCGAUCCACCAUGAACUUCAAGAUCGGAGGACCGUCGGAGAGAAUGCCAAUCCAGGUGAUCAAAGCCUUUGGGAUUCUGAAGAGGGCUGCUGCAGAGGUCAACAAGGACUACGGACUGGACCCGAGGCUGGCUGAUGCCAUCGUGCAGGCUGCUGAUGAGGUGCCUGAUACAGGGGGAACAGCCACAUCCACUACAGGAGAGGGUCGCAUGACUGUCAACGUUGUGACAGAUUAGACUGGGUACCUGUCU